AUGUACCCAAUCGCCUGGGCAGUCAUGGAGGGAGAGAAUGCAAACUCUUGGAGGUGGUUCGUCAACAUUCUCUCUCAAGAGCUUGGGUUAACAGAUGGUAGGGGCUGGACAAUCAUAUCGGACCAACAAAAGGGUCUGAUUGAAGCAACUCACGAGCUGUUACCGGAUGCAGAGCAUCGCAAGUGUGCCUGCCAUGUUUAUGCGAAUUGGAAGGCAAAGAACAAAACUGACCGGGUUCGUGAACUGUUCUGGAAGGCAGUUUAUGCUUGCAAUGAGAAUGAUUGGAAGAAGGCCACCAAGGAAAUGGAGACAAUUGAAGGUACCGAACUUGGAUCCACACCCUUUACUGAUUUCAUGGCUGCCGAACCCCGUUCCUUUUGCCGAGCAUUCAUGUCGACAAUGUCUAAGUGUGAUAGUGUUGAAAGAAAUAUCUGUGAGACGUUUAAUGGGACAAUUGUGAAGUAUAGGGGCUUGAGAAUAAUCGACAUGCUAGAGGGUAUUAGGUUGUACAUGAUGGAUAGGUUUGUAAUUAAGUACAACAUACUGAUGGACACCCCGGAUAUGUUGUGCCCUAGAAUUAGGAAGAGGGUAGAGAAAGUAAAGGAAUUUGCUAGGUUGUGCAUUGCUAGGCAGACAUUGGCGGAUAGGUGCGAAGUGAAGAUGGGUGAGAAUGGCUACAUAGUGGACCUAAAUGAUAUGAGCUGUACAUGUGGAUACUGGCAAUUGAGUGGGCUGCCUUGUUGCCAUGCUGUCUCGGCAAUUUCACAUAUGAGGAAGGAGGUGGACGAUUAUGUACAUCCUUGUUACAAGGCCCACCAUGUCGAGGGAGGCUACAGGGUUGGCAUCGCUUGCUUAGAUGGCAGGCAGGCUUGCCCAAAUGCUAUUGGUCUUGCAGUUCAUCCUCCGAAGCAAAGAGCCAUGCCGGGAAGGCCUAAGAAGAAGCGACGAAGGGCUGCUCACGAGUUGGAAACGAGACCUCAGAGGAAUGGGGUAGGCGAGGAGGUAACUAGAAGGGGGAGUAUCAUAUAUUGCAAGAAAUGUGGUGUUGAGGGGCAUAACUCGAGGGGCUGCAAAGCUACAGAAGCUGAGAUUCAGGUAUCACCAAGAAGGGCUUCUCGCACUGCUGGAACUCCUACUGGUGGAGGAAACAGUGCUGCCACCACUGUUUCAGCUGGAAAUAACACUGCUGCCCCAACUGUUCCAGCUGGAAACAACGUUGCUGCCCCAACUGUGCUCGACACAAGGAGGAAGCGAUUUCUCCAUUGCUCUAAGUGUCAAUCAGCGACCCAUAAUGCGAGAACCUACCCCCUCAACCGAGGAAAUGGAAUACAGGAUGUUGUGUUGAAUGUGGGAGAUCGAAGGACGAUUGAGCGUGAGAUGCGAGUUGCAACAAGAGGGAUAGGGGUGUAUUUGAAUGGAUCACGGGGUCGUCCUGCCGGAGGUACUCAGCCAAUUGAGAUGGAUGCCCAAGGAAGUCAGCCGCCUCCGACACAACCUUAG
This is a messenger RNA of Linum trigynum, 1500 nucleotides long. NCBI's taxonomy places the organism in Eukaryota, Viridiplantae, Streptophyta, Magnoliopsida, Malpighiales, Linaceae. The record is from the annotation of a GenBank genome assembly.